AUGAAAAACCCAGCAGACGGUGUUUACACUAUAUAUCCUGACGGAAAACGAGCUGUACCUGUUUAUUGCGAUAUGACCACUGCAAAUUUUAGAUGGACAGUAAUACAAAGAAGAAUUAACGGAUUUGUUGAUUUUUAUCGCGGAUGGUCUGCCUACAAAGAGGGGUUUGGUAAUGUUAGUGGUGAAUAUUGGUUGGGUAAUGUUAACAUUCAUGAGAUAACUUCGCAUAACAAUCAUGACAUCAGGAUCGAAUUAGAAGAUUUUGAGGGAAACAAAAGGUAUGCAGAAUAUACAGUUUUUGCCAUUGCUGAUGAAGAGAGUAAUUUUCGUCUUCUCGUGUAUAACUACUCUGGAAACGCUGGUGACUCGUUUUCCUACCAUAGCGGUAUGAUGUUUUCAACUUUUGAUAACGACAACGAUCCGUAUAGCCCUGCAAAUUGUGCCGUUGCGUACAGUGGAGCUUGGUGGUACAAUAAACGUCAUACUUCAAAUCUGAAUGGAAAGUAUUUGGCGGGACAUCACACAUCGUACGAUGACGGUAUUGAAUGGUAUCAUUGGAAAGGUCAAUACUACUCUAUGAAGUCAACGAAGAUUAUGAUUCGAAAGUAUUGA
This is a messenger RNA of Mytilus trossulus (common blue mussel), 612 nucleotides long. RefSeq names its product microfibril-associated glycoprotein 4-like. The record is from RefSeq and is a predicted model, not a curated record. The transcript is spliced from 4 exons. Bases 1 to 612 code for a protein of 203 amino acids. NCBI's taxonomy places the organism in Eukaryota, Metazoa, Mollusca, Bivalvia, Mytilida, Mytilidae.